This is a messenger RNA of Lutra lutra (Eurasian river otter), 4450 nucleotides long. RefSeq names its product adenosine deaminase tRNA specific 1 (gene ADAT1). The transcript has 12 exons. Gene Ontology annotation, molecular function: RNA binding; adenosine deaminase activity. Gene Ontology annotation, biological process: RNA processing. The record is from RefSeq and is a predicted model, not a curated record. The coding region runs from base 424 to 1944 and encodes 506 amino acids. Lineage: Eukaryota; Metazoa; Chordata; Mammalia; Carnivora; Mustelidae.
AGGUGGCGGGGUGGCGGGGCCGUGGGCGCGCCAGUGUGGGGGACCCCCUCCACCAAGGCUGCUGGGGGAGCUGCCUUCGGUCUGCCUUCCAGAGCCGGUUUUGUGUGUGAAGUGGUGGCAUGGACCGUGCCUCCCCGGGCGCGCGUCCCGUUUCCCGGAAGCGCCGGUAUCCGCGGCGGGCGUGGUGCGCGUGGCCUCGCCGCAGCUUGCGCCCUUCCGAGGAGGACGUUACUCAAGACCUAAGAGAGAGUGGAUUUGGAGUUUGGAUUUUAGUGGACCUAGUUUAGCAAAACAUGGAUUCAUUUCAGCUACCGUGCACGCUCACCCAGACAAUUACGUGAAUGAGAGGAUGGAAGAGUUCCGGGCUGCAUCAUCUUAGGGAGUCAGUGGUACUUCUGGCAAGUUCUGUCUUCCCUGGCUACUAUGGUUCGUGGCUCAGCACUAACGCGGACCAUGUGGACUGCAGAUGAGAUUGCCCAGAUGUGUUAUGAGCACUAUAGGACCAGACUGCCCAAGCAGGGGAAGCCUGACCCCAACCGUGAGUGGACAUUACUAGCAGCCGUGGUAAAGAUACAACCUGCAGCUGACCAGGCCCAUGGCAUCACUAAUAAACCGGCACAAGUGACAAAGGAAGUUGUCUCAAUGGGAACAGGAACGAAAUGUAUAGGCCAGUCCAAAAUGAGGAAGAGCGGAGACAUCCUCAAUGAUAGCCACGCUGAGGUCAUAGCCAGGAGGAGUUUCCAAAGGUACCUUCUCCAUCAGCUCUAUUUGGCGGCUGCCUUGAAGGAGGAUAGCAUCUUUGUUCCUGGAACUCAGAGAGGGCUGUGGAAACUCAGGCCAGACCUCUCAUUUGUGUUUUUCUCCAGCCAUACACCCUGUGGGGAUGCCUCCAUCAUUCCAAUGCUCGAGUUUGAAGAUCAGCCCUGCUAUCCUGUCUGUAGAGACUGGGCCAGUAAGCCAUCAGAAGCCAGUGGUGACCUGGAAGCUCCUGAGGACACAGAGAGAUGUGAGGGCCUGGGUAGUCCUGUGACCAAAAAGAUGAGGCUUGAGCCCGGGACUCCUGACAGUGUAGCUCAGCAUCAGAGUUUUGGCCAUCAGGAAAGUGGCCCAGUCACACCAGAUGUCAGCGGCUCUCAUUUUACUGCACAGGAACAGGCCCCUGUCACCAGAAUGGCCCCCGGUGGUGUCAAAGUGGUGGACGUUUAUAGAACCGGAGCCAAGUGUGUGCCCGGAGAAGCUGGAGACUCACGGCAGCCUGGUGCUGCGUAUCACCAGGUGGGGCUGCUCCGAGUGAAGCCUGGCCGGGGAGACCGGACUUGCUCCCUGUCCUGCAGUGACAAGCUGGCCCGGUGGAACGUCCUCGGAUGCCAGGGGGCACUGUUGAUGCACCUUCUAGAAGAGCCCGUCUACCUGUCAGCUGUGGUGAUUGGGAGGUGCCCAUACAGCCAGGAGGCGAUGCACAGAGCUCUGACUGGGAGGUGUCGGAACGUCUCUGCGCUACCCAAAGGCUUUGGAGUUCAGGAAGUGAAAAUACAGCAGUCUGGUUUACUGUUUGAACAGAGCCGCGGCACGGUGCGGGCAAGAAGGACGGACGGCCUGGGCCGACUUGCUCCUUGCGGCGCAGCCAUCAGCUGGAGCGCAGUUCCCGAGCAGCCGCUGGAUGUCACUGCCAAUGGCUUUCCGCAGGGAACAACGAAGAAAGCCAUCAGGUGCCUUCAGGCCAGAUCCCGGAUUAGCAAAGUGGAACUCUUUAGAUCAUUCCAGAAACUGCUAAGCAGUAUUUCGGAGGACAAGUGGCCAGACUCCCUCAGGCUGCGGAAGCUGGAGACAUACCACGAGUACAAGGAGGCCGCGUCUGCUUACCAGGAAGCCUGGAGUGCGCUCCGAAAGCAGGCCUUUGGAUCCUGGAUCCGAAACCCACCAGAUUAUCACCAGUUCAAAUAAGAAGGGCAAACUGCAUCAAGCAUGUUGGUGGCAGAGUUUUCCGGCUCUUCACACUGGACCGCUGCUUUCUUUGGUGCUGGACAAAACGGAGCUUUUCUUGUGGCCGAGUCAGGCAAAAAAAAGAUCUGCCAUCUACCAGAGUGAACUAUCACUUCAGACAGAACUCUGGAACAUGGAACAGGCUAUCCUUGACUGAAGUCACGCUCUCUGCUGAAAUGGCAUCUAGCUGAUGACCUUCGCAUCUGUGCUGACUCGUGUGUUAUUGCUUCUCUAAAAUAAUGGAAUAGGAACGUGGAAAGGGAUGCUUUAAAAGGACUCUGUGGUUGCUGUGUUUUGUGUGUUCUUGCUUUGGCAAGUGUUUAUGGGAUGGAGAUGAUGUUCAGAUCUGCACGUUUUAGCGCUUCCUUUGGUGUUGUGGACGGGUUUUCUCUACCCAGCCUUUCUUCCUGGGAGAAAUACCCUUUCCUGCUUUACCCACGGCACUUGGCUGAAGCAGACCUUUCUCCCUGGCUGUGAGAGUGGGAGCCAGCCCGACAAUCCCGGAACUGCUGCGAGAGCUAGCAGGGAAGAGUCUCUCUCUUGUACCAGGAGCUCUAAAGGCCACAGAGUCGUGGGACCACCUGUGGCUGCUUUUGCCAUCACACAGCAACGGGGAGCUUGAGAAUGUAAGCAGUCAAGAAGGAAAUCUGUUCCCGUGACCUUGUCUGGAUGCCCCUGCUCACCCUGGACUCCCAAAGACAUGCCUAGCAAGAAGUUGCUGCGGCUGAGGUCACAGAGGUUGCUGCCUGUGUUCUUCUCGAGGAUUUUUAUGGAUGCUUCUAAUUUUUAAAUUAAUUUUUUUCUACCCUUUUAAAACAUGUUGAGAAAAUUUUAAACGGACACAAAAAUAGAAUAGUGCACCCCCCAACCCCCAUGCACUCGCUCACACGCACGCGCUCUCUCUCUUUCUUUCUCUUUCUCCCUCUCUCAAAUAAAUGAAUAAAAUCUUCAAAAAAGAAAGAAAACUUCUUAAGCGAUUCUGCAUACACCUGUUGCACAAUGUGAAGAGGAACAUCUGGUUGCCCCAUGUUCGGUGACCGAGCAGUGGGUUCAGUGGUGUCAGCCUUCUCUCUCCCACCGUGAAGUUCCCUAUCAUCCUUUCACCUAAUGGUUUUGGCAGCCGGGUCAGGGAUCCCCAAGACCACCCUCAGGUUUGACGAGCCACUGGACAGACUCACAGAACACACCGAAGCUGUCAAAGUUACCAUUUAUGUCAGUGAAAGGGCACAGAUUAAAAUCGGCAAAGAGAAAAGGCAGCCCGGCUCAGUCCAGCAGAAAACAGGUGCAAGUUUCCAGUCGUCCUCCCUGUGUUAACCACGUGCGUCUGACGCUUUGACAUCUGGGGCCUCCCUUACCCUGAAGAGACUGCCUCUAGGAGUCUAGCCGACUCCCGGCGAGAGUAAAAGAUCCCGGCCGUGCACUGCAAAGCUCAUAGCCCAGCCACCUGCUGCGUGGGGCGCUCACGCUGGCCGCCUGCGCUCCUCACCUGCUCCUCACCCGGCUCGCGGUCGGGAAAACCAGGGACAGCCCUUGUGCCUCAGGCGCCACUGAAAUGAAUCAAACUAGCCAAUCCCCAGUCUGCUUAGCUGCCUCAUCCCUCCCUUCGCCCUUAUCAUAACACCUCCUGCUCGCAUGUCCUCGCUCCCUCUGCCUCCUGACCAACCCUGGUACUUCUCCAUCAGAUGGAAGGGCGGCUGUGGCCCAGCUGUCCUCUCCUCCUACAUUCGCAAACUCUCCCAGCGGACUUGCACACGGGGCACUUAAUUCUCCCAGCAAUGAUGCGUGACCGUACAGCCAAAGUUUUGCUUCAAGUGCAGCUGCCAUGGGGCUUGCGUGGGGCCACACCCCAUCACAAAGAAUGAUCUGGCCCAAGAUGUCAGUAGUGCUGAAGGUGAGAAGCCCUCAUCUAGGGAUUGUGUUUUAAAGUCACUUGAGGGGACGCCUGGUGGCUCAGUCAGUUAAUCAUCUGCCUUCAGCUCAGGCUGUGAUCUUGGGGUCCUAGGAUGGAGCUUCUGCUGGGUGGGAGUCUGCUUCUCCCUCUGCCUCUGCCCCUCCCCCGCUCAUGCUGUCUGUCUGUCUGUCUCUCUGUCUCAAAUAAAUAAAAUCCUUAAAAAUAAAGUCACUUGAAAUUGCUCCUCUUCCAAAUCUAUACACAGUUAACUUUGUUUCAUUUGGCUUUUCUAUUUGGGGGGAAGGGGGGAGUGGCUUUUCAAAAAAUUAUGUAAAGUAUUUAUAUGAUUCCAGAGUUAAAACCAGUAAAAAAAAAAAUCAGGGGUAAAAGCAAGGUACAUUCAGAGACAUCGCCCGUCCUCUCCCUCUCGUUUGUCCCUUGGUCCAGCACUGACCAGCAAUUUUUAUUAGUAAUUGGUGGUCAUUUCCUUCUUGCUUUUCGAAAUGCUCUGUUAUGAGCCUCCAUACAGUAUUUUGUAUUUUCGCCAGGGUAUCUUUGGAUACAUUUUUAGAAGUA